GAAGAAGAGGAAGCAAAGCGUUCUGAGAGAGAGAGAGAGAGAUGGCAAUUUCUAACAUUAGUUGGUUAGCCUUGGCAUCCAUAUUCAUGGCCGGAGUUCUGAUCUCCGGCAAGAGUGUCUCGUCCCAGGGAUGCGGACUUGAUAUUCCUGGUUUAGUAUACACAUGCUUGCCGAUCAUUCAAAGGCCUGUGGUGGAGAAGGUAACGAAGUCUCAAUGGUGCUGUAAUGUUGUGAAGAAGGUGGAAAUCCCAUGCGUCUGCAAGUAUAUCACCAAGAAAUUAGAGGAGCAGUUCAGCAUGGAUAAAGCAGUAUAUGUUGCGGAGCAGUGCGGAGUGACUCUUCCCCUUGGAAUGAUAUGUGGAAGUUACACCAUACCAAAGGCAUGAAGCUGAGAGAACGGGAGGAACCAAGGCAGUCAGGUGUUUUUGAAUUUCGAUGUUUUAAGUGACCAUUUCUGUUGCCAUUUUAACUAGAAUAAUGCCAUUUUGUGGCU
Messenger RNA from Telopea speciosissima, 493 nucleotides. RefSeq lists its product as uncharacterized. The record is from RefSeq and is a predicted model, not a curated record. The transcript is spliced from 2 exons. NCBI's taxonomy places the organism in Eukaryota, Viridiplantae, Streptophyta, Magnoliopsida, Proteales, Proteaceae. The coding region runs from base 42 to 386 and encodes 114 amino acids.